AUGCAUACAACACUUAGAGCACUUGAUCCAUGUGGUUGGUACUUUGAUAGUGGUUGCUCUAGGCAUAUAACAGGGGAUAGAACAUUGUUUACCACUUUUAAGGGUUGCUCAGUUGGUACUGUUACUUUUGGUGAUGGUAAUACUUCUACUAUAAGUGGUAAAAGUAAGAUCAAAUUUUCAGAAAUUGGGGAGUUAAAGAAUAUUCUAUAUGUUAAAGGUUUAGCUGCUAAUCUGUUAAAUCCUUCACUGAUGUGUUUUUCUGCAGUUACUGAUGAGGCAAUAAUCUCUUCUCAACUUGACGACGAAGAAACUAAUUUUGAAAUUGCAGGAGAAAAGAAAGAACCUACAAUUCAUGAGAAAAAAAGAGUUGAGAAUUUAGGUGGAAAAGGUGAAGAGGUUGAAGAAGAUGAGAAUGAGGAAUUAGAGGUCACCCCUGAUGAAGGAAUUCUUGCACCAUCCUUAGACAUUCCCACAUCUAGCAGUUCUAGAGUUCGAUCAAGUCAUCCAGUUAAUAAUGUGAUAGUUUUUGAAUCUAAGAAUGUUGAUGAAGCUCUUCAAAAUUCUGAUUGGCUUAUGGCUAUGCAAGAAGAAUUGCUUCAAUUUGCGAAGAAUGAUGUUUGA
Molecule: messenger RNA, 621 nt
Organism: Cornus florida
Lineage: Eukaryota; Viridiplantae; Streptophyta; Magnoliopsida; Cornales; Cornaceae
Exons: 4
Coding region: 1-621 (206 amino acids)
Source: RefSeq, a predicted model, not a curated record